Molecule: messenger RNA, 1062 nt
Organism: Fusarium venenatum
Lineage: Eukaryota; Fungi; Ascomycota; Sordariomycetes; Hypocreales; Nectriaceae
Source: RefSeq, a predicted model, not a curated record
AUGCGGUCUAUGAUUAAUCUCGAAUCCUUUUCCCUAAUACGCCACCAUCGUACAAAGGAAAACCCGUCCAAACCGUGGGCAGACUACGAACUUUACAAACCUACGAGAUCAAACAUUUCAUCCCUGCUUAAUAGCCUCCCUGCAAGCUGCAUCAAUUUGGAGGUUGUGGUUGGAGACACCGAAGGCGGUCCUGGACAAACGCAUCUGUGUGAGGAUCUGCGGCGUUUACUACCUCGUAUGGUUCAUGUUCACGUCGAUUUGGACCCUGUUUGCGAUGAAAUGCUAGGUACAUGGGACUACGACAAAAUCUUCCACCCAAUCAGCCUACCGUGCUUGGAGAGCCUCCAUUUCGAUUGUUUCGAGGACAAAGUGUGGACACAUCGGCGUCCGGUCCAGACUUUGAAAAUCUGGCACUCGUUAGUCCCAGCGUUGCAGCAGGUAGCAACUCUAUCAGAUACACCAUCCUCGGCCAGAAUUACAGCUUUGGGGGUGUCUCCUGAGGGCCUAAGCGACGACCUUUCUAUCCAUCCGACGUACUUACGAUGUGACGUAAGAAGAGAAUCCAGUAACACAAAGACUUGGGCAUUUCCAGUCUCACCAUUACCGGGUCCGGAACCGCUCAGGGCUGUCAACUACAUCCGGAUGAGAGAUGGGGAGUCAUAUGUAGCCGUCGAUCGCAGAGACGUCGUCACCAUAGCGGGAGAACACCCAUGGAGAACACUAGCUACAGGCACAAGAUUGCCUACAGAUUGGACUCGUGGCAAAGAAUUGAUGCCUGACUAUGGCAUAUUCGACUACGAAGAGUGGAUCAAAAUAUACCCGAAAAAGCGUCCUCUGCUAAUACUGAAUGAAGAACUAUGUGGUCAGCGUCUAAUAUCUGCCGAGGAACGGGAGGGGUAUCAGAACACAGAGAACUUGGUGGAGAAAACACCGAAAGGCUAUGUUCGGUAUGGUGGGCCUGUGUGGCAGUACGAUGAGUUGUUUGAUGAAGAAGACGAAGGGCCGGAAGGAUUGACACCAGAUGCACCAAACGCGAACGCGAGAGUGGGAUGUGUGGCAUAG